AUGGUCAAAGACUGUGGACAUACUACAGCAGAUGGUCAGAGACUUCAGACAUACUACAGGAGAUGGUCAGAGACUGCAAACAUACUACAGGAGAGGAUCAGAGACUGCAGAAAUACUACAGGAGAUGGUUAGAGGCUGCAUAAAUACUACCAGAGAUGUUCAAAGAUUGCGGACAUACUACAGCAGAUGGUUAGAGACUGCAGACAUACUACAGGAGAUGGUUAGAGACUGCAGACAUACUACAGGAGAUGAUCAGAGACUGCAGACAUAGUACAGUAGAUGAUCGGAGACUGCAGACAUAGUACAGGACAGGAUCGAAGACUGCAG
This is a messenger RNA of Staurois parvus, 327 nucleotides long. The record is from the annotation of a GenBank genome assembly. Lineage: Eukaryota; Metazoa; Chordata; Amphibia; Anura; Ranidae.